CCUUUUUAUAAACUUAUCAAGAUUCAAUUAGAGUAACUUUUACAGCAUUAACAACACUUGUAAAUAUCUACAGUUUGUGGUUUUAGUGUCUUACCCACUAAACAACUGUACACAUAUCAUAUGAAUGUAAGAACACCACACUCAAGGUUUUCGUUUAACUCUUAUAUACAAAGGAUUAUAUAAAGAAAUGAAAUGCUAAAAGUUGAUGUUAAAGUUUCUUUGGUCAUAUUUCUGUAAUUGUUAGUAAAAGAACUCAGAAUGAUUGUUCAAACAAAGAAUAUUUUUUCAAUUUAGCGAACAUGAAAGUUGACACAUUUAUGGCACCACGCUGUACAUCAGUCCUAUAUUGUCUGUUCUUUGAAUGGGUUUUCUUUCCCCAGCAAAACCUAUUUUAUCCCAAGUAUUUUUUCUUCGGUUUGGAAUGGUGGGGUUUUUUUUUAUCCAGUAAAACUGAUUUUAUCCCAUGUAUCAUUUUUUUAGUUGCGUUUUCAUCCUUGUAGCAUCUUCACUAGAUAAGGGUUUUCGGUCCACUCCGUUCCCCAUAAAACCCUUGGCUAGUGAAGAUGCCUUUGUACAGCCCAAAAUGUGAGUGUAAGGAACGAUAACUCUGGGUAGCUAGCUACCGUGAAUAAUUACAUCGGGCUCAAAAUUACAAAUUGAUUUCAAAAAAUUCAACUUUUGUUUUGAUUUCGUGCUAAAGCAUGAUUUACGACGUUAUGGCCACUGUCACUUCAAACAUCCAUUGUGAUUUGACGGUAUGUUCUAUUUGUUUGGAACAUUACAAAUCACCAAGGUAUUUACCGUGCACACACACUUUCUGUCAUCCGUGUCUACUGUCACACAUCAAGUCGUCGUGUGCGGACUGCAGUCUACCGCUCGGAUUUCCAUGCCCGCUGUGUAGAACAUUCGUCUCCGCGCCUGGUAAUGUUGGCCAGUUCACUCCAGAAGAAUGGGCAGACAGAUUUCCAGAAAACCAAUUCAUGAGUUCCGUUGCAAAUCAAUGCGAGCCUUGUGACAUUGGUGGAGACAACAAACCUGCUAGUGGUUGGUGCAGAGACUGCUCGGAGGCUUUGUGCGAGGAGUGUCUUCAGUGGCACAAAAAAUUCAAACGUUCCAGAAAUCAUGAAAUAGUUCCUCUCACUGAAGGGGCUAUUCCUUCUACUUCUACCCCAUCACUGGACAUGUGCGAGGAUCACGAGGGGCGAAAAAUUGAAAUGUUUUGUGAAAGUCAUCUCGCACCAUGUUGUGUCCUCUGUGUUACAACAGAACAUGGUAGAUGUAAAAGCAUUUGUUCGAUAGAGGAAGCGACCGAUAAAGUAAUAAAACCUGGGAAAGUAAAACGCUUGCGAGAUGAUGUCGAUCGACUUGAAGUCAUGUUAGAAAAGGUUAUUACUGCAGAGAAAGCCAACAUCCAAGAAAUUGAAGAUGUAGCUAACAAGUUAGGAGAAGAAAUUUCGAGAGCAAAAGCAGCCAUUAUUGAAACUGUAACAAAGCUGGAGGAACAACAUUUAAACGAAGUAGGAAAAGCAACCAAAGAUGCUAAAGCAAAACUUCAAAAAUCAAUCAACACUUUCGAACAGAGGGAAUGUUAUCUUCGCCAUUGGAAAGAAAUACUCGGGAAAAAUUUAUUCACUGAUGGGUCACCAAAAACAAUUGUCGCAUUGUCUUAUACCAAAAUGGAACGAAUAUUUCAAACUUUGAGAGAAAUGGAAAUGUCUCAGCUCAGAUUUGGAAUUCAAGCCAAGAUACAAGAUGACGUUAAGAAAUUGAUGAAGUUACCUUUGCUUGCAGAAAUUACCACAAAUGAACACAAAAGCCCUGUAAUGCUAGAUGAAAUUGAUAUAGAAAAUGCUGAAAUCAACGCGAUUUCUGAAUUUACGAUUGAUGGUGCUAAUUUUACAGGAGGGGUUUAUCUCCAGAAUGGGGAAUUAGUACUGGCUGAUCAUAAAAACAAGAGACUCGUUCACUGUAGAACAGAUGGGGAGAUUCUGAGAAAGAUACCUCUGAAAGGUUCUCCAUGGGAUAUUUGUGUCAACGAAGAAAAUGAUAUGUAUGUAACACUUCCUAAAAAAAAGAAAGUUUUAGUUAUUAGUAUUGAUACAUUCAACACAACAAAAACUGUUGAAGUUGAUAUUGAGUGCCGUGGAAUAGCACAGUCAGGCAACACUAUUGCAUUAGGUUGUAUAAAUGUUCUAGAAGUAUUAAGUGCGGAUUUUCGAAAAUGUAGUUCAAGCGAUGUAACAGGAUUGUACGAUGUAGCAGUAGAUAUGGAGGAAAAUAUCAUUUAUUCGAGUUACACCAAACAUAAAGUCUGGAAACAGGACAGAGAAGGAAAUGUCUUGUUCACAUACAGAGAUACAGAAUUACAAUAUCCAUAUGGAUUAACAGUGGACAGGGUUGGAAAUAUAUAUGUGAAUGGUAAAAGCAGCAACAAUAUACACAUACUCUCACAGACUGGUAAAAAGUUAAGAAUUCUGAAUGACGUGAGGGAGCCACAGUGUAUUAAAUUCCAGGAGAACACGCACAGAUUCUUUGUUGGUGAGGCAGGGGAACGGGUGAAAAUAUUUGAAUUUGUUGUAUGAGGUUAUUACCUGAUUGCUGAAUUGAAAGUUGAAGGUCUCCUUCUGAAUUUUUGUCUGAAGUCAAAAGACACAAUAACAUGCACCUUUCUUCUUUCAAUUGAUCAUACUGUAUGUACUCAUUAUAGCCUCCUAAAUGAUCCUAUAUAUGGAGUAUAAAACGGAAAUGAAAUUAUACACAAAA
Molecule: messenger RNA, 2763 nt
Organism: Ostrea edulis (European flat oyster)
Lineage: Eukaryota; Metazoa; Mollusca; Bivalvia; Ostreida; Ostreidae
Product: tripartite motif-containing protein 45-like
Exons: 1
Coding region: 702-2582 (626 amino acids)
Molecular function (GO): zinc ion binding
Source: RefSeq, a predicted model, not a curated record